UGUAUUGCUACUCGGUAAACGGAAGCUCCACGGAACAAAAAUGGAUAUGAAUGGUUUGAACGUUACUUUAAUUCCGUUACUUGCGUUGUGUUUUAUUUAAUUUCUGACACACGGACAUACGGGCUACAUGAACGUGGAACCUCGCCUUGUUUACACGGCAGCAUAUGGUUAGGUUAUUUAAUGAUGGAGACCCAAUGCGAGUACUUCAUGUAUUUCCCUGCCGCUCCAAUAUCCACUCUGUCAGACCCGGCGGAGUACACUACUGUCCCGCGGAGAAAGCACGUCUACCUCGGGGAGGUGGUGCAGUUCCUGCUGGUACUGCGGUCCCGGAAGGCGGCGGGGAAGGAUGACAGCUCCGGGGUUUUACCGUGGAAGGAGAUGGUGAGUUCACUGUCAGCUCAGGCGAGUGUGUGCGUCGCAGAGAGCCGUGUGCAGAGACACAGCGAGUACCAGCCCGACAUCCAGAGCACCUGCAGCGGGGACAGCGGGGAAGAGGAGCCCGUGGAGGAGAGGGAGUCUGGAGGAAAGAGACCGGACAGUACCCGGACCUUCAUACAGUGCACCCCGCAUCUCACUCACAACAGCUCGGCCAGAGAUGGGCGACAGUGUGGGGAACCGGUGCAGUCCGCUCUGGUUUUGGAUGACCAGGUUGUCUUCUCUCUCACCGUCUCUUUGGACAAGCUGCCAGCCAACACGCUUAAAGCCAAGAUCGUAGUGACUGUGUGGUGUCAUGAGGAUGAGAAAGUGGAGGUGAGGGAACAUGGUUACCUGACCCUUCUACAGCUCAAGAGCCCACUACACACCUUCAGACAGGACCUCAGCACCUUCAAGGCGCAGGUCAGCACCAUCAUGAAUGUUCUACCACCUCCCAGUGUGCAGUGUCAGCACAUGGCUGUCUCUGGAAAACACCUGACUCUCCUUAAAGUGUUGAACUGCAGCUCUCAGGAUGAGGUGUGUGUCAGAGAUGUGAAGAUCGUUCCCAACUAUAACUCCUCCUACCUCCCCAUGAUGCCAGAUGGUUCAGUUCUCAUAGUGGACAAUGUCUGCCACCAAUCAGCUGAGGUCACCGUGGCUUCAUUCUGUCGGAUAGAUAGCGGGUCAUCGCGUUUACCCAGCAUGCUCAGCGCCCUUGAAGAACAGACCUUCCUGUUCCAGCUGCAGCUACAAGACACAGCAGAGGAGUACUCUAGUGAGGGUUUGGAAGUCCCGCUGGUGGCUGUGUUACAGUGGUUUACUCCAACACUCCCUUUAACAAGAUACAUCUCUAGUUGUUACUCGUUGCCUAGCAUCCGCCUGGAUCGCCCUCGCCUGGUGAUGACAGCUUCCUGUCCCAGGGCGGUCCGGCCUCUGGAGCACUUCUGGGUCAAAUACACCCUGCUCAACAACCUGCAGGACUUCCUGGCUGUCCGUCUGAUCUGGAAUGCUGACGCUGCUCUUGGAGGCCAGCAGCACCAUGGUGGGGGGGCGGUGGUGUGCCAGUCUCCCCUCAACAACCUGGGUCAGUGCAGGAAGGGCUCCACCCUCUCCUUCACCGUGGCCUUCCAGAUCCUCCGCACCGGACUCUUCGAGCUGAGCCAGCACAUGAAGCUGAAGCUGCAGUUCACAGCCUCGGUGUCCACCCCCCCGGUGGAGCCUCGCUCUCCCUCAUCAUCCAGCCCGGGGGUCCGAGAGCUGCUGGAGAGACAGAGCCUGGGCCGCUCUCACAGCUUCUCCCACCAGCAGCCCUCCAGAGCCCACCACGUCAGGUCAGGCAGUGUGAUGGAGCGGCGGGCCAUCACCCCUCCUGUAGGACCUCCAAUGGGGAGGGGUCUGUACCGGCCCCCUGAAAACGGCCUCAUCUCCCUGGACAAAAUAGCCAAGAGAGAGUGUAAGGUGUUGGUGCUGGAACCAAUGAUAGACACACCCUGCAGAUGACCCUGAGAGCAGAGUCUUACCGCAGACACACAUUAGUGUUGGACACUCUGGCAGCUGACUCUGAAGGAGACAUGACGAGGAUGGAGUGAUGGACGGAGGAGCAGAGAGGGGGGGUGAUGGAGGGAUGCUGCUGGCCUUCUGUGGAGCCGCACCAAUUCUUCAUCUCAUUGGUUUAUCAUUUCAAUUUAUUUGUUUUUUUUACAUUUCCUUCAAGCUAUCAUUCCAUUUUACUCAAUGGGUUAUCCUAUGCCUGUGAAUUCUGCUUAUAUUUAUACUUUAUAGUACACAACCGUGAUCGUUUUUUCAUGGCAGCUUCUUGUAGGAUCUAAUCAGGAAAUCCCAGAUUUCCUGCCAUUGUCAGGUCUGGGAGCACAAAUAGUGCUGGGUGCUCACAGCAGUCUGUUUUCAUACAUAACAGUUUGUGUAAUACACCUAUUGCCAUAACACACAGAGACCGUAAGAUUGCAUUCUUUUGGAUUCAUGGUGUACUUGGUUUCCAAAAAGCCAACAAAGUCUGCUGGGUUUUGGUUGGAAACAUCCUAAUAGGACAGUUUGACCAAGCCAUUGUUGGUUCAAACAAUAACUGCUCUUGUUUAUUACAAAUAUAUACCAUGUGGAUCACAGAGCUGAUGGAAGGUGUAUUUAUAUUUAUUGUGACAGAGCUCAGCUAGCCAUUUCCAGUUUUUGUGCUAAGCUAAUACUCUGAACCUAUUUCUGUGCUUAACCUACUGAUGUAAAACUUGAUAUACCUACCUACUUACAAUCCAUAGAUUUAAAGUUCUUUAACUGGACUACUGACAUUAUAUAUUAUUGUUAUAGGUGCACUGGAUGAAAGCUGCAUCUUAACUUAAAAUUGAAGGGCUGUUUUACUGCUUUCCCCAGAGAAAGUUGGUAUUUUUUCAAAAUAGUAAAGUAUUUAAAUGAGUGUGAUCCACCUCUAAACUUGUCUUAACACUGGCUGAAUUAUGUAAGUGUUAUUGUAUAUAUUUAUUGUUGAGUUGGAGUGUUAAUACUCAGGUUUUAAAUGUAUGUUUUUGUCUUUUAUUUGACCCUUCGUAUACACUCCAUUGUCGGUCUCCUUAUUUCAAUAUCCAGUCGUUUGAACCCUGACAUUCAGCAUUUGUUACAUAAUAGCUGACUUGCAUGUAUAAUGUGUGGCUCACAGGGUCCAACUGAUAUCAAAGGGUUUUGUGAAGUUAAUUUCCCACGUUUAUUUUUAACAUUCCUAAAAUUCACAUCCCCAGCAUUUCAUUAAAGAACUCUUAAAUGAAAAAUGAAAGUUUGUUAGUAAGACCGAUCCUUUUCUUUUUAGGAGACACCCAGGGUGCUUUGAAACACCCUUUUUUGCGAUCUUAUGAUAACGAAAAGAGGAACCAUGUUUUGUAAUUCUUUGAGUAUUUUAGUUGUUUGUUUGCAGAAUAUAUUACUCAAAGGACGUUGUAAAAGACAAACUGAAAGAAUUAUAAUUUAUUAUUGAAAACAUUAUUGUUUCUACGUGUGGAAUUAUGUUCAAAUGUUGUUAGCUGUCCCGCUGUGACUCACUAAAAGUUUGACAAAAAAAGUCAACAAUGUCGUCCCAAUAAUCAGUACCAAAUUCAAUCACUUACUUUCUAAGAACUUACUAGAAAAUGUUGAGCCAGUAAAGUAAAACUACCAUAAUAACAGAAAUGGUUGUUAAAACAUGAAGUGUUGUCACUGAUUCCAAUUCCUAUAAUUUUAUAAAUGCAACUUAUUCAGUCUGUCAAGCUUUUUCUCGUUUACAGAUGUGACCUACAUCUGUAAACAAAGUGGAUGUUAAUAUUAGGAUAGCAAAGACCCCGCUAGAGGCUGAUACGUGUUGGCAAUAAAGACCAAUGUGCUGAUAAAGAAUGACCAGAAAUGGUGCUUGAAGCAAAGAAAGCUGAUCUUUGGAGGAAAGACCAUGGUUCAUCCCCCUGAGAGCUUGACUGUGUUGUUAAAGAGAUGAUAUAUUUACCUUAAAGACUUGGAGAUGUUGAGAGGGUUCAUCCUCUGGGGAGCAUACAUGUGUACAAAUUGUAAAUGUCAUUGCUGUACUCUGCUUAUUAGAUGUUUCUUUAAUGUAUAUUAGUGUGAAAAAAGGUUCAUCCUCCACAACAAUGAAUGUUCCCAGCACAUGUUCUGUAAAUCUGACUAAAGUGUUGGUUGCAGGGAGUUGACAGACAAAAGGUCAUGGGGUCAAUACAGUUGUAGGAUCUUCCUCUGAGGUCCCUGAACAAAACCUAAUGGGAAGCAAGUCCGUUGUUGAGUUAAAGAAUGUGUGUAUUUUAUCAUCCGAGUGUUUAAGCUACACACGCAUUUUAGACUUAUCGACCCCCAACAUCUUUCAUCAUCAUUGGUAUGACUACGAACUGUUUAUCCUGAUCUUGAACCUCGUCUCAAAACACUGGAUCCUUAGAGAGUCACAUAUUCAGUUUGCAAGUAAGCUAAUUGUUUUGUAAGCGAUGUUUUGGAGCUUCCGUUUUCUGCCUACAUGGUAAAUAAAGUUUAGCUGGGUAAGG
Messenger RNA from Gymnodraco acuticeps, 4433 nucleotides. It is a transcript of the gene trappc14, whose product is annotated as microtubule associated protein 1. Gene Ontology annotation, biological process: cilium assembly. The record is from RefSeq and is a predicted model, not a curated record. The transcript is spliced from 12 exons. Bases 181 to 1914 code for a protein of 577 amino acids. Lineage: Eukaryota; Metazoa; Chordata; Actinopteri; Perciformes; Bathydraconidae. Gene Ontology annotation, molecular function: alpha-tubulin binding. Gene Ontology annotation, cellular component: TRAPPII protein complex.